UUUAAUGUCAAAUCGUAACUGUCAAAUUGUCAAAGUCAAAAUAAUCAAUUUGGAAGAUCGAAGCGUUUGUGACAAAAUUCAUCAAAAUUAUUUAUCAAAGCUGCUCUAAGCAGUGUUAUAAUGAGACGGAGAAACAAAACAAUCUGUUUGAACAAUUAAAAUUAUCAGAUGACAAGAAUAGUCGAUAUUUUGGCCUGACUAUGACUGAAUCAGGUGAAACGGAUAUCUGGAGAGACACAUGGGUGCGCUACUUAGGGUAUGCCAACGAGGUAGGGGAAUCCUUCCGAGCACUGGUCUCCUACAAGAUCGUUCGGUUCAGCUAUGUAGUGGCCUUUGCAUACACCUUCGCCGAUACUGGGGACAAAAGUUACAAAAUGUUAAAGACAGACGGUCGACCAAAAAAAGUGCUUAUAGAAGCCGGAGACGUUCUCAUAUGGCAGACGCUCGCAUCUGUCAUCAUACCCGGCUUCGUCAUUAACAGGUUGUGCACAUAUUCUUCAAUGGGUCUGAAGAGAUUUACAAAAAUAUCACCUAUGACUAGGAAUUGGAUGGCUGUGGGUAUUGGGCUGUCAUCCAUUCCCUUCAUAGUCCGGCCCAUAGAUUCAGGCACCACGUGGUUUAUGGAUUCCACUUACCGUCGAUGGGUCAAGAACGAGCUCUAAGAGCGAAAAUCUUAAAGACAUGACAGUAUGUCAAGUACAAAGUACUGCUCACUAAGCAAAAUGAAUAAAAAAACUACAAAAUUGCCUUGGAAUAGACGGACAGUAUUUUUAGUGGAUCUGACAUUAUUUAGGCGUUCUUAAAAACUGCAAGAUUUGUGUAGUGGUUCAUGCAAGUUGUGGGAGCAAAUUACACCGGGUCUUUUAAAAUAUUAUUAUAUUGUUGGUGAUUGACAUUUUGAGUGCUCAUAGACACCUUUCUAAGCUAAAUUCUAUCAUUUAAUAACUGCAGGCAACGAAUCACUAGACAAAAUUGAUUUGCGCGCGCAAAAGCUAAAUUACUUUUGCGCAAGUAACGUUAACGUCUCUUGACCUCAAAUUGUCAGUCAUCAGUUGAUUUAUUUUUUUGGUGCAGAAUAAUAGAAAUUACAAAUAUUUUUGUAUAAUUAUUUAUUUCUGAUGUAGAAAGUGUUCCUAGUUUUACAAGUACUAGUACAUACAUAGUUCCAAUAGUAAAGUCAUAUUAUUUUACAAAACUUUAGAAUAAAAUGUUGAGUGUUAGGGAAUAGAGCGUUUGUUGGCACAAAAAUUACACCAAAUUAGAUCUUAGAUGAAAUUCGAUGUGUGACGUCAUUGUGUAGUAGAAUAAUUGGUAUCUUAAAAACAGCUUUAAUGCUUAUAAUAUAAGGUCUGUAAUUAAUUGAGAACACCACCAGUUGUAAUAAGGUACAUUUAGGUGUAUGAAUACUUAAAUUCAUUUUAUUUGCUGUUUAUAAGCAUGCUCCUUAUACAAAUUCUAAAAUAUAAUAUAAAUUAUAAACGAUAUGACGUCAAUUCAUAAAUAUUCCUAUAUAUAAUUAUAUCAGUAUUAUAGAAUAUAGUUAAGGCCUAGUACUAGUUUGUUUUAUGUUAACGCAGUGCACACAUUUAUGACGUUCGGCGUUCUGAUUGGUUGCUCCAAGUUAACCAACCAAUGCGGUAACGUAAAACAGACUUGCAUUAGGUACUAUGAUGUUGGAAUGGCUUGGUCUAGUUCAGUAGCUUUGCUAAAGUCGGAUUCAAGGAACUGCAAAGUGUCCUUACAUUAAGUUAAAUUCUACAAAUAAGUAUACAUAUAUUUGGAAAGCAUUUGGACAUUAAUUUCAAUUGUAUUUCGUCCUACUUAAAAUAAGACAGACAGAUAUUGUUCAUUUGCUAUUGGAUUUUUGAUCUUAUCGUUUUUGGUUAUAGAGUUGAAAAUAAGUCUGUUUGUCCUAUUGCUGUUUUGCAAAGUAUUGAAUUGUUGUAAUACGUCUAGUUAGUUUUUGUCGAUGGUUUUUUUAAAGAAAUUCUAUUUAAGGGUGUAAUUUUAUUGAUCUUCUGAAGUUAUUAUUUUAAAAUUUUAAAUUGAGUUUUUGAAAAGCAACUUAAAUUAUUUUAUUGUAUUUUAGCAACAUUUUUUUUUAAUUCAUGUUGGUAUUAUACAAAAAUAUUCGACAUAAUCUAUCUAGACUCCGAUAAAAUUCAAAUGCUACAAAUAUUAGAUACAUUUUUAGUCUGUGAUAAACAAUUCCAAAGUGCACUAGCGAAUCUUCAUAGUGGUUAAUUUUGACAAGACUAUAUAUAAAAAACAUAUUUUAAAUUUUCUUUGUGUUAGCGAUACAUUUUAUUUAUUUGACAUAGUCUAGCGACAUUGUUAUUAUGUAUUGUUCCUGUUACCUGUUGAAUAAAAUCUGGUUUACAUCGA
Spodoptera litura is the source of this 2385-nucleotide messenger RNA. Its product is annotated as mitochondrial fission process protein 1. Gene Ontology annotation, cellular component: mitochondrion. Gene Ontology annotation, biological process: mitochondrial fission. The record is from RefSeq and is a predicted model, not a curated record. NCBI's taxonomy places the organism in Eukaryota, Metazoa, Arthropoda, Insecta, Lepidoptera, Noctuidae.